Molecule: messenger RNA, 2234 nt
Organism: Neurospora tetrasperma FGSC 2508
Lineage: Eukaryota; Fungi; Ascomycota; Sordariomycetes; Sordariales; Sordariaceae
Exons: 3
Coding region: 178-1944 (588 amino acids)
Biological process (GO): biosynthetic process; cytoplasmic translational initiation
Cellular component (GO): guanyl-nucleotide exchange factor complex; eukaryotic translation initiation factor 2B complex
Molecular function (GO): translation initiation factor activity; guanyl-nucleotide exchange factor activity
Source: RefSeq, a predicted model, not a curated record
CUACCAAAAAUAUCGACAUCAAAGAAACAACACCACUUACGCGCUCUUAUAUCACACGGCGCUGUUGUUUCUCCGGCGAUUUAGAUACCCGACAUCAAAAUACCGGUGUCACCUUGUUGUGCAGUGCGCAAAAUAAUUCGACGUCAACAUCCAAGUUCCUCUUAAAACAUCUUCAAGAUGCCCCACGCAGUAACUAUCGCGACUCCGGGCCUCCAGGCCUUGAUCCUGUGCGGUCCCGGCAGCUCGUUUCCCACUUUCACUGCCAACCCAGAUGAGAACCCCAAGGCUCUCCUACCAAUCGCCAACAGGCCCAUGGUCUGGUAUCCUCUCGACUUUUGCUACCGCGCAGGCAUCACAAACAUCACCCUCAUCUGCCCCCCUACGGCCCAGCAAGCCAUCCAAACCGCCCUCAACACAAACCCCUUCCUCACCAGCCUACCAUACCCCAGGCCCGACCUCCUAGCACCCAAGGACCUUGACCAGAACACGGGCACAGCAGAGAUUCUACGUCUCCCCGAAGUACAAGAAACAGUAACCUCUGACUUCCUCGUCCUUCCCUGCGACUUGGUAUGCGAGCUCGGUGCCGACAAGCUCCUCCAAGCAUGGAUGGUCAAGUCUGCCAGUCUCACAGACCUCCUUGACGACACGCGGUCCGAGAAUGUCCCUCCCAAGCGUAGCGGUGGUCUCGGUGUAUGGUAUCAGACCAAGACCGCCACCCCCAUCAAGGGCGAGGAGACCGAUUUCCUGGCCACUGUUCCUCUACCAUCCUCUUCCGUCAGCCCUCCCAGAGGCUCGCUGUUCCCCAACAUCUCCAAGGUCGUCUACUCAACACCUACCGACUCGUUGAAAGAUCUCCUCGAAGAAGAGAAAGGCUUCCCCAUACGCCACGCCCUUCUCAAGCAACAUCCCCGCGUGCGCAUGCUGACCACCCACCGCGACGCUCACAUUUACAUCUUCCCCCACUGGAUCAUGGAUUUCGUGAGGGAGAACGAACGCUUGGAGACCAUUGGCGAGGAUGUCCUAGGUUGGUGGGCCAAAGCCGGCUGGCAAAAGGGUCUUUCCAAGAAGCUCGGUCUCGACGCCAUUCUCGGUCAGUCCAGCACCGCCGUCUCCAACACCGACGGCAAGACCUCCCCCGUCGGCUCCCACAGCCCCAAGGACUCCACCGUCAAGCACCCAACGGGCUCGCAAAUCCACGAUGCCAUCUCCGCCUCCGGCACCACCAACCUCGAAGGCCCCGUCCGCCCCGUCAUCCGCACCGGCGACAAGCCCGGUCACGAGGAGACCGAGUCCGCCAACGAGAAGCAGAACGACAGCACCAUCCCGCCCAUGCUCGCCUACAUCCACCCUUCCUCCUCUACCGAUUCUACUUCCACCCCCUUGAUCCGCCGCGUCGACACCGCCCAGCUCCUCCUGCAAAUCUCUCUGCAACUCGCCAAGCUGCCCUCGAUCGAAGAAGUUGGUUCCGCCGAGGCCGCUUCGCCCUUCGCUCACACGCGCAAGGUCGCCUACCCGGAGGGCGUCAAGCCGCGCACGACCAUCACCAAGCAGGACUCGCUGGUGGCGGACAAUGUCACGGUCCAAGAGAAGACGAGCAUCAAGGAGUGCGUGAUUGGCGCCAACUGCCAGAUUGGCGAGGGCGCCAAGUUGAGCCAGUGUCUGCUGAUGGACGGCGUGGUGGUGGGCAAGAAUUGUAAGCUGACUAAGUGCAUCCUUGGUAAGCGCAGUGAGGUGGGCGAGGGGUGCACGUUGACGGAGUGUGAGGUGCAGGAGAAUCUGUUGGUUGAGGCUAAGACGGAAACAAAGAACGAAAAGUUCAUGUCCUCUUCCGGUCUCGAAGCUACCGAGGAGGAUCUUGCCGAGGAUGAUGACGAUGAGGAGAACGAUGGCAACGACAAUGACGACGACGAGGAUGAGGAGGAUGAUGAGUCGGCGGAGGAAUAGGAUAUCCUUUCUGCUCCAUCGACUCCGCAAACUCACCAGCACGGGCACCAGCACGAGUCGCAGCAGCACGCGCCGCAACAACACCAGCACCAUGAGUCGCAGCAGCAGCAGACAAGGUCCAGAAAAGGAAGCUGGCUCAGUCGAUUGUCGGGGUCAGGAGGAGGAGGAGAUGAGUAGUCUAUGUGUCGUCAAGUGGCAUGUUUGGGAUUGGUUGGUUGGUUGGUUGGUUGAAUGCUUGUUUGAGUACACAUACACAUACCCUUUAGAAACGGUUCUAGGUUAUCCAAAAG